This is a messenger RNA of Merops nubicus (carmine bee-eater), 720 nucleotides long. Its product is annotated as sodium-coupled neutral amino acid transporter 3-like. Lineage: Eukaryota; Metazoa; Chordata; Aves; Coraciiformes; Meropidae. The record is from RefSeq and is a predicted model, not a curated record. Gene Ontology annotation, molecular function: L-histidine transmembrane transporter activity; L-asparagine transmembrane transporter activity; L-glutamine transmembrane transporter activity. The annotation marks the transcript as partial. Gene Ontology annotation, biological process: asparagine transport; amino acid transmembrane transport; L-glutamine transport. The transcript has 6 exons.
GUCAUCUACAAGAAGUUCCAGAUCCCCUGCCCACUCCCUGAGCAGGAGGCAAACCUCACGGGCAGCCUGAACGUCACCCCCGUCAGCACCAGCGACUACGAGAAUGGUUACACUGUCCUCCACGCACCUGACCAGGACACCUGCACCCCCAGCUUCUUCACCCUGAACUCCCAGGAGGUGCGGGAUACAGCCUGGGGUGGGUGGGAGGGCAGCUGGCUGGUGGUGGGUGUUAUCAUCCCUGGGAGCCCCUCCAAGAAGAAGAUGCAGUGCAUCUCCAACAUCUCCAUCAUGGUCAUGUACCUCAUGUACUUCUUGGCUGCCCUCUUUGGCUACCUCACGUUCUACGGCCGGGUGGAGUCGGAGCUGCUGCACACAUACAACAAGGUGGAUCCCUUCGAUGUGCUCAUCCUGUGCGUGCGGGUGGCCGUGCUGACAGCUGUCACCCUCACCGUCCCCAUCGUCCUCUUCCCAGUACGCCGGGCCAUCCAGCAGAUGCUGUUCCAAGGGAAGGACUUCAGCUGGAUCCGCCACGUCACCAUUGCCGUGGUCCUGCUGACCUUCAUCAACCUCUUGGUCAUAUUUGCCCCCUCCAUCCUGGGCAUCUUCGGCAUGAUCGGUGCCACCUCCGCUCCUUGCCUCAUCUUCAUCUUCCCUGCCAUCUUCUACAUCCGCAUCAUGCCCAAGGAAAAGGAGCCUCUGCGCUCCACCCCAAAAAUCUUG